Erinaceus europaeus (western European hedgehog) is the source of this 1422-nucleotide messenger RNA. It is a transcript of the gene RPL4, whose product is annotated as ribosomal protein L4. Gene Ontology annotation, biological process: translation. Lineage: Eukaryota; Metazoa; Chordata; Mammalia; Eulipotyphla; Erinaceidae. The transcript is spliced from 9 exons. Gene Ontology annotation, cellular component: ribosome; cytosolic large ribosomal subunit. Gene Ontology annotation, molecular function: RNA binding; structural constituent of ribosome. Bases 131 to 1360 code for a protein of 409 amino acids. The record is from RefSeq and is a predicted model, not a curated record.
GCUCCGCGCGGGCGGGGCGGGCGGGGCGGGGCGGGCCGCAGGACACAUAUAGCGCGGCGGCGGCGCGGCGCACUUCCUUUUCCUGCGCAGCCGCCGGGCCGCGAGGAGCGAGGCCUCUCCGCUCCGCGCCAUGGCGUGUGCCCGUCCGCUCAUAUCCGUGUACUCGGAGAAGGGGGAGUCGUCGGGCAGGAACGUCAGCCUGCCCACCGUGUUCAAGGCGCCCAUCCGGCCCGACAUCGUCAACUUCGUCCACACCAACCUGCGCAAGAACAACCGGCAGCCCUACGCCGUCAGCGAGCUGGCAGGGCACCAGACCAGCGCCGAGUCGUGGGGCACCGGCAGGGCCGUGGCCCGCAUCCCCCGCGUCCGAGGCGGCGGGACCCACCGCUCGGGCCAGGGCGCCUUUGGGAACAUGUGCCGCGGGGGCCGCAUGUUCGCGCCCACCAAGACCUGGCGCCGCUGGCACCGCAGGGUGAACACCACGCAGAAGCGCUACGCCGUCUGCUCCGCCCUGGCGGCCUCCGCCCUGCCGGCCCUCGUCAUGUCCAAAGGCCACCGCAUCGAGGAGGUUCCGGAACUUCCCCUGGUGGUUGAAGAUAAGGUGGAGAGCUACAAGAAGACCAAGGAGGCCGUUUUGCUUCUGAAGAAACUGAAGGCCUGGAACGACAUCAAAAAGGUCUACGCCUCUCAGCGCAUGCGCGCGGGCAAAGGGAAGAUGAGGAACCGGCGCCGCGUCCAGCGCAGGGGGCCCUGCAUCAUCUACAACGAGGACAACGGCAUCAUCAAGGCCUUCAGGAACAUCCCCGGAAUCACUCUGCUUAAUGUGAGCAAACUCAACAUUCUGAAGCUCGCCCCCGGUGGGCACGUGGGGCGCUUCUGCAUUUGGACUGAAAGCGCUUUCCGCAAGCUAGACGAGCUGUACGGAACGUGGCGGAAGUCUGCCUCCCUCAAGAGUCACUACAAUCUGCCCAUGCACAAGAUGCUCAACACGGACCUCAGCCGGAUCCUGAAGAGCCCAGAGAUCCAGAGAGCCCUUCGAGCACCACGCAAGAAGAUUCACCGCAGAGUCCUGAAGAAGAAUCCUCUGAAGAACCUGAGGAUCAUGUUGAAACUGAACCCGUACGCCAAGACCAUGCGCAGGAACACCAUCCUGCGCCAGGCCAAGAACCACAAGGUUCGGGUGGCUAAAAUGGCCGCAGCUCUGGAAGCCCGAUCGGGCGGCAAGGCCGGCUCCGACAAGAAGCCUGCGCCGAAGAAGGCGGCGGCCAAAGCCGCGGGGACGAAGGCAGCAGCCCAGAAGCCGGCGGUGGGGAAGCCGCCGAAGCAGCCGGCCGCCGACAAGCAGCCGCCCGCCAAGUGAAGGCCCGCACUGCGGCGCGCGUGUGGACAGCUCGCUCCCUUGAAUAAAGGCCCCUGCCCGAC